CCUAGCUACAAAGCCUGUGGCUGGAGGAUCCACAGGGCCACACGGGCCUUGCUCAGCUUCCCUCUUGUCCACGGAGGUCUCUGCUUCCUCGGCAAUUCAUCUCACACUGGCUGUGGUGGCUGCCUGGAUCCUGCCCUGCCCUGGUCUCUUCUCCUCAGAGCAUCCCUAGUCCUUCCCUUCCUGCCCCAUCCCAGCUGAGAAGAGGACCUAUGGCCUGGGAGGCCACAUGCCUGCUAUCCUCCAUCCUGCUGGUGCUCCUAGCCUCAGGUUCCUGGGCACAGAACACAGUGUUUCUUCAAGGAGCAGAGGGCAAGACCGCUGUGGUGAAAUGCCAGUAUGAUUCCAGCCAGCGCUUCAAGGAGAAGGUGUGGUGUCAGAAAACAUCAGCAGAAACUUGUGAAAUCUUAGUGUCCAGUCACAGCCCAGAUGCUCAGCGGUCAAAAUUCUCCAUCAGGGACUAUCCUGAUUAUCAAUUCUUCAGUGUCACCAUGACUGCGCUCACGGUGAGAGACUCGGGUGUCUAUUUCUGUGGGAUCGCUGAAAAUCUCAGAAGAAUCUCUAUUCUCAGAAACAUCCACCUGAAGGUGUCGAAAGCUCCAACUCCAUCCACGGCCUCCUGGAGGACAACAGCCCUGGCCUCUGCCACCAGCCCUGUCAUUGGCAGGAGCCCUCCAGAUAACUGGAUGUGGAAGGUCAUCAUUGCUGGUGUGGUAGUGGCCAUCUUGCUACUGCUCGGACUUGUGGUCCUUGUCAUCCUGUACCUUGGGAAUGCUCGACGAAGAGCCCAGAAAGUUGAGAACGAAUGUCACCAUAUUUAUGAAGACUUUCCAGGCCAGCAGGAGGAAACCACGGCCUUCAGUCAGCAGACCCUCUCCAGUGAGGACACUGAGAUCAUCUGCUAUGCUUCCCUCAUCCACCUCAACCACGUGAGCCCUCAGGACUCCGUCUCUAGCAACAUCCAGCCCUACCCGAAGCCCUCGCCUGACCCCCUUCUGUCUGUGGAAUAUGCUAGCAUCUCUAAAAACAGACUCCAGUCUUCCAAGGCCCCAAGAGGUGGAGACCAGGAACUGAGGCUGAGCGCACAGGGCAGAGCAUGCAGAUUGUGUAAGUUCCCCAGGAACUCCAAGUCAGCAGGGGAUGUCUGCCCAAGCCCCAGCUCCUCCCCAUACCAGCCUGUUUCUAAAACCAUCCUGCUCGGGGACUCUGGUGACCCUGCCAGGAAGAAUACCAAGAGGCGGGCAGUGCCCAUCAUUGAUCUGUCUUCUGAGGCAUUUCCAACCACAGCGGACCCAGGGAGCUUCCUUCCCAUAGCCAGCCGCACAUCUCUGUCAGAGCGUAUCCGGGAUCCUCUGCCUUCGAGAGGACCGCCAUUCUCUCUGCUAACUGUGUCUAACUACACCUUCUAG
Peromyscus californicus insignis is the source of this 1406-nucleotide messenger RNA. Its product is annotated as CMRF35-like molecule 8. Gene Ontology annotation, cellular component: cell surface. Gene Ontology annotation, molecular function: signaling receptor activity. The record is from RefSeq and is a predicted model, not a curated record. Lineage: Eukaryota; Metazoa; Chordata; Mammalia; Rodentia; Cricetidae.